Molecule: messenger RNA, 7407 nt
Organism: Puma concolor (puma)
Lineage: Eukaryota; Metazoa; Chordata; Mammalia; Carnivora; Felidae
Source: RefSeq, a predicted model, not a curated record
AUGAAUGCAGUGGGCUUGCUCCUCUUGGGGCUUGCUCUGAGGUUUAGGGCUGCAAUCGCUAAGCCAGAAGACGGCAGCUUUUGCUCAAAGAGCCGAGUGGCUUUCAAAGACUCUUGCUAUGAAUUUGUGCCUCUCAGCCACACCUUCUAUGGUGCCCAGAGCUGGUGCGAGGGGCAAGGGGGCCAUUUGGUCUUUAUUCGUGAUGAGGACACCCAGAAGUUUCUGCAGAAGCAUAUCUCCCAGGACAGGGAAUGGUGGAUUGGACUUGUAGGAAACUUGGCUUGGAAUGGAACCACAGAAGGGCUGGGGACCUGGCUGGACACCUCAAACGUGAGCUACAGCCACUGGCGCGGAGGGCAGGCCUCUCCUGCCCCCGACGCCUGUGGUUACAUCGGGAGAGACGCUUCCUUUGGGUGGGUGGCCUCAGACAACUGCACGCAGCCGUCUGCCUUCAUCUGCGAGUUUGGCGUUGGCCAGAGUCUGGCUUGUGACGGCCUCAAUGCCACCAUGCACUGUGGCUCAGGGGAGGUCAUCCAGAUCCAGGAUGCCUUCUACGGGCGCCAAACUCCCUAUUACUGCAUCCAGGAUGCUGCACGGCCCUCAGACCUGGAGGAGGGAUGCGGCUGGCUCAGCGUCAAGGACGAAGUGGCAGGCCAGUGCCAGGGGCUGCAGGUGUGCCAGGUGGCCGCAGAUGGGACCUACUUCGGAGACCCGUGCCCCACCCAGGGCAGCUACCUGUGGGUGCAGUACGAGUGCCAGGAAGGCCUACAGCUGAUGGUGUCCAAUGAGAGUUUCAUCUUUGACAAUGUCACCAUCUCCCUGACAUGGCUCCUCUCUCCCUACAUUGGAAACCUUUCGUGUAUAAUUAGUACAGGAGAUGGCCACACUUUUGAUCCCUACUACCCUCCCAGUUUAUCCAGCAACGUGACCCACCAGUUCACAGUCCCUGGGGAAUUUAUUGUGUUUGCCGAGUGCACAACCAGUGAGUGGCAUGUGAUGGCUCAGAAGCACGUGACAAUUGGAGACAAGACGGAAAGGCUCAGCGUGACUGGGUGCUCCGGCCUGUCGACGUUGGGAGCCAGCCCUCUCUGCCGCACUGUCUUCGGGGAACCUCUGUGGAUUCAGGUGGUACUUGAUGGAGGAAGAGGGGUGACUUACACUGUGUUGUCGGGUAAUACAACCCUGGCUGAGUUCACCACACCAAGCGGCCUGCUACCCUACAAUCUGACCCUGGACAGAGCAGCCCAGCAAAGGAUGGGCCCAGGGAUGCACCAUCUGGAGAUCCGAGCCACCAGCAACACCACUUCUGCACCCUCCUGGAACAUCACAGUCUCCUUCACGGAGCCUCUGUCAGGGCUAUGGGCCUCCUGGGCUUCCGACCACUUGGAGCUUGGACAAGACCUACUGGUCAACGUCUCGGUGGCUCGUGGUGCACCGGAGAGACUGACCUUUGAAGUGGCAGGACUCAAUGCAACCUUCUCCCAUGAAGAAGAGAGUCUCCAGGGACCAUUUGGGAUUUACCCUGUGGCAGUUCCUCUUGAAGGCACCUUUCUGGUCACGGUGACGGUGAGGAAUGCCUUCUCAAACCUGAGUCUGGAAAUUGGAAGCAUCACUGUUUCAGCUCCUUCCAGUGUGCGAGAACCGUCUGGAACAAAUGCCAAGAGAAAGAAUAGAGAGAAAGGGGACAGGCAGGUGCACGUGGAGCCUGGCCAGUAUGUGGAUCCUUUCACAACCGUGACUCUGGGCUGGCCAGACAGGGACAAGGAUUUACGUUUCCAGUGGUCAUGCGGACGUUGCUGGGCCCAGUGGAGCUACUGUGUUGAGAGGCAGCUGCUCCGUGUGGACCAGGGGGAGCUGGUGCUUCCUCCGCCCUGCCUGCCACCACCCAGCUCCGCUGUCACCCUGCACCUGGCCACCUGGAGGGGCGGGGAGCUGGAGAACCGGGAGGAGCAGUGUCUCUACGUGUCUGCACCCCUGGAACUCAGGCCUCGAGUCAGCUGCGAGGAGAACUGCAGACCUGGGAACCCCAGGGAAGACACUGUGCUCAGAGUCACCAUGGGGGAUGGCUCCCCAGGGGCCGUGUUCAACUGGUAUUUAGAUGACACCUCGCUGGAGAAGGCGGAGCCUCUCCCACCCGCCUGCAGACUUCAAGGAUUUUGGCCCAGGGCUUUAAUCCUCCUUCAGAGCAACACGUCCACGCUGCGGCUGAACAGCUCCUUCCUGCAGACCUGGGACCAGGCCCUCCGAAUCAGAGCCACAGCAGUGACCGGGCAUGCCUAUGGGGAGGACACCUAUGUGAUCGGCUCUGUGUCUCCCCCCGAGGUGCCCACCUGCACCAUCACUCCAGAGGAGGGUACCGUUCUGACAAGCUUCGCCAUCUUCUGCGACACAUCCUCGGCCCUGGGCCCCCUGGAGUACUGCUUCUGUCUGGAGUCAGGUUCUUGUCUACACUGUGGCUCUGAACCUGCCCUCCAGUCAGUUUAUCUGCCACUUGGAAAAGUAAACAAUGAGUUCAUGCUGACAGUGGUCAUUUUUGUGUCCAAUCGGGCAGGGGACAAACAACAGGCCCAUGCACUGGUGAAGGUGGGACUUGGAGACACCCACGUUGAGAAUGUGGCAUUCCAGGCUGCAGUGGUGGAGAACAUCACCACCGCUCUGCGAGGCGAACGGGACCCCGAGCGGCUCUUCCAGCUGGCCAGGGCCGUGGCAUCGGUGCUGGACCAGGAGUGCCAGGGGCGGGGCUGCAGGCGGCUGCUGAACGUGGACGUCAGACAGAAGGUCAGAGAGCACAUGCUGGGGUCACUGUCUGCGGUCACCGCCACCCUGGGGGACAUGCAGAAGGUGCAAGGGCUGGCCCAGGUUCUGAGAGAGGUGACCCACCGCAGUGAGGAGCUCACACCCACGGCCCAGCGGGAGGCCACCUGGGUUCUGCAGGAUGCCAGUGAAGCUCUGCUGGCAGCGAGCUCUAAGGCCCAUCCUGAGGACCAGAGGCGCCAGGCGGCCACCAAGGACCUGUUUCAGGCCGUGGGCAGUGUGCUGGCAGCUUCCCUGAGGGACGGACCGGAAAACCCUACCGGGGCCAACGGCAGCCAGAUGGCCACCGUGCCCCAGCUGCUCGAUGUUGUGGAGCGAGUGCAGGCUGCCCUCCUGCUGGGGACACUGCCUGGGGGCCUCCCGGCCACUCUGGCUGCCCCUUCCAUCUCCGUGUACACGAACAGAAUACAGCCCUGGAACUGGCGGGGCUCCUCUGUGCACACCGCCGCCACUCACUCUGCGACCUUCACCCUGCCCGCGGCCUCCUCCCUUGGCUCCAUGGAGGCCAGCCAGGAGCCUGUGGACAUCAGGAUGAUGAGUUUCCCAACGAGCCCUUUCCCAGCCCGAAGUCACUUUGAUGUCAGUGGAACUGUCGGUGGCCUCUGUCUGACCAGCCCCAGUGGACAUCUCAUACCCGUGAAGAAUCUGUCGGAGAACAUCGAGAUCCUGCUGCCCCGGCUUUCAAAAGGACACAGUGAGCCAACUGUGUUAAACUUGACCAGUCCUGAAGCUUUGUGGGUGAACCUGACUACAGAUGGCGCAGCUUUGGGAAUCCAGCUGCACUGGAGGCCUGAUAUCCCACUCAUGCUCAGCCUGGGCUACGGCUACCACCCCAAUGAGACCAGCUAUGACACCAAAGUUCACCUUCCGCCAACGGCUGCUGCAGAUGGACUGUCCACGUGGAUUCUGAACCCAGAGGACCUGCAUUUUGGAGAAGGCAUCUACUAUCUGACUGUGGUCCCCGAGUCUGACCUGGAGCUAACCCCCACCAGGGACCUCACAGUUGGCAUCACCACCUUCCUGUCCCACUGUGUGUUCUGGGAUGAGGUCCAGGGGACUUGGGACAACUCUGGGUGCCAGGUGGGGCCACGGACCACCCCCUCCCAGACACACUGCCUCUGCAACCACCUCACCUUCUUUGGAAGCACGUUCCUGGUGAUGCCCAAUGCCAUCGAUGUCCGCCAGACUACCGAGCUCUUUGCCACCUUUGAAGAUAACCCCGUGGUUGUGACUACCGUGGGCUGCCUCUGCGUGGCCUACGUGCUGGUGGUGAUCUGGGCAAGGAGGAAGGACGCUCAGGAUCAGGCCAAGGUGAGGUUGCAUGGUCUGCAGGAAUGGGAGGAAGGAGCAGGGGAUCAGGGCCUGGUUACCAGGGGGAGUUGGCGUCUCCUAGUCUCUGGAUUUCAGGUGACUGUCACCCUAUAUGGCCUGGAUGGAGAGAGUGAACCCCACCACCUGUCAGAUCCUGACAUCCCAGUUUUUGAGCGAGGAGGAGUAGAUGUCUUCUUACUCUCCACCCUGUUCCCCCUGGGGGAGCUGAGGAGUCUGCGGCUGUGGCAUGACAACUCAGGGGACCGUCCAUCCUGGUACGUGAGCCGGGUGCUGGUGCAUGACCUGGCAAUGAACCGGAAGUGGUAUUUCCUCUGCAACUCGUGGCUGUCCAUUGAUGUCGGAGACUGUGUCCUCGACAAAGAAUUUCCGGUGGCCACAGAGCAGGACAGGAAACAAUUCAGCCACCUGUUUCUCAUGAAGACCUCCACAGGCUUCCAGGAUGGACACAUCUGGUAUUCUGUCUUCAGCUGCUCAGCUCGGAGCAACUUUACCCGCGUCCAGAGGGUGUCCUGCUGCUUCUCCAUGCUCCUCUGCACCAUGCUGACCAGCAUCAUGUUCUGGGGUGUUCCCAAGGACCCAGCUGAGCAAAAGAUGGACUUGGGUAAAAUUGAAUUCACUUGGCAGGAAGUGAUGAUUGGACUGGAGAGCUCUCUCCUCAUGUUCCCCAUCAACCUCCUGAUCGUUCAGAUCUUUCGAAACACUCGUCCUCGGGUCACUAAGGAGCAGAAUGCUGGGAAAUGGGACAGGGGCUCCCCCAGCCUGGCCCCCUCACUGCAGUCCAUGGAGGAUGGCCUUCUGACACUUGAAGUGGUGACCAAGGAUAUGUGGAGACUCGUCAGCUCCCUGUUUAAAGCUCUGAAGGUGCCAGCACCUGCCGCUGGCUGGGAGUCAGUGACCUUGAUGGACAUCAACCAACUGUUGGCCUUGGUGGAAGAUGUCAUCUGUGUGCAGAACAUGGUAGGGCAGGAGUCCUGGGAGGAAGCCAAGCAGAGAGAGGACUUUGUAACACGCACUCUUGGGUCUGUACAAGCGGAAGAACAGGUGCCACGCCCAAGUGACCCUCGGAAGGACAAUGCCUACAGGCGGUGUCUCUACCUUCAGCUGGAGCAUAUGGAGCAAGAGCUUCAGCUGGUGGGGCCCUGCGGCCUCUCCCAGUGCCAGAGCCACGCCCGGGCCCUCAGCCAGCUGCAGACCCUGAAGGGCCUCCUUGCGGGCCGGCUGGGCACCCCACCCCAGGCACACACCAGCUCCCCGAUGGCGAGCAAGCCUCCUCGCGGCCUGCCCUGGUGGUGUGUCCUGGGGGGCUGGCUCCUGGUGGCGGCCACCAGCGGCGUGGCGGCCUUCUUCACCAUGCUCUACGGCCUGCACUACGGGCGGGCCAGCUCCCUCAAAUGGCUCAUCUCCGUGGCCGUCUCCUUCGUGGAGAGUGUGUUUGUCACCCAGCCUCUGAAGGUGCUGGGCUUUGCUGCCUUCUUCGCGUUGGUUUUAAAGAAAGUGGAGGAUGAGGACGAGCCCGUGGUCUCCCUCCCAGGACAUCCGUCUGGCCCAGACCCCUCUGCCUUGUUCCGAGCACGAAGGUGCAGCAGAAAGGACAUCUACCAGCCACCUUUGGCCACUGACAUCGAGAAGAUGAAAACUACACACCUCAAGGAACAGAAGGCAUUUGCCUUCAUCAGAGAAAUCUUGGCAUAUCUGGGUUUCCUGUGGAUGCUGCUGCUGGUCGCCUACGGGCAGAGGGACCCUAGCACCUACCACUUCAACAGACACCUCGAGCACAGCUUCACCCAAGGCUUUUCGGCCGUGCUGGGCUUCCAGGAGUUCUUCACAUGGGCCAACACCACCCUCGUGAGCAACCUGUACAGUCACUACCCAGGCUUUGUCACUGAUGGCAACUCCAGGCUGGUUGGCAGUGCCCAGAUUCGCCAAGUGAGGGUCCGGGAAAGCUCUUGCUCUCGUGCCCCACAGCUGCAGGCUUCUCGUCAUGGGUGCCGCGCACCCUACUCCUUGGAUGUUGAAGACCUGUCAGACUAUGGGGAAGGCUGGAAUGCCUCCGUCCUCAACAACAGCAGCGGCCUCUCCCGGGCUUGGCAGUACGAGAGCCAGAGCCAGCGCCGAGGGUAUCCCUUCUGGGGCAAACUAACCAUGUACCGAGGAGGCGGUUACGUGGCCCCCCUGGGGACCGAUCGCAGAAGCACAUCGAGAAUUCUCCAGUACCUGUUUGACAACACCUGGCUGGACAGCCUGACCAGAGCCGUUUUUGUGGAGUUCACGGUCUACAACGCCAAUGUCAAUCUGUUCUGCAUCAUCACUCUGACCCUGGAGACCGGCGCCCUGGGAACCUUCUUUGCACAUGCGAACCUGCAAAGCCUGCGCCUGUACCCCUUCACUGACGGCUGGCACCCCUUCGUGGUAGCAGCAGAGGUCAUCUACCUCCUGUUCCUUCUCUACUACAUGAUUGUGCAGGGCAAGCUCAUGAGGAAACAGAGGUGGCGCUAUUUCCAUAGCAAGUGGAAUCUUCUGGAGCUGACCAUCAUCCUGGCCAGCUGGAGCGCCCUGGCGAUGUUUGUGAAGAGGGCUGUCCUGGCAGAACGUGACAUCCAGCACUACCGGAACCAUGGGAAGGAGGGGAUCAGUUUCAGUGAGACAGCAGCAGCUGAUGCUGCCCUUGGCUACAUCAUUGCCUUCCUGGUACUGCUGUCCACAGUGAAGCUUUGGCAUCUGCUCAGGUUGAACCCCAAAAUGAACAUGAUCACAUCUGCCCUGCGCCGUGCUUGGGGGGACAUUUCAGGAUUUAUCAUCGUCAUCCUUAUCAUGCUUCUGGCUUACUCCAUUGCAUCAAACUUAAUAUUUGGUUGGAAACUCCGUUCCUACAAAACCCUCUUCGAUGCAGCAGAAACAAUGAUCAGCCUCCAGCUAGGAAUCUUUAACUACGAGGAGGUCCUGGACUACAGCCCAAUGCUUGGCUCCUUCCUGAUUGGGUCCUGCAUCAUUUUCAUGACAUUUGUGGUGCUGAAUCUAUUCAUCUCUGUCAUCCUGGUGGCCUUCAAUGAGGAGCAAAAAUAUGAUCAGCUGUCGGAGGAAGGUGAGAUUGCCGAUUUGUUGCUGGCGAAAAUACUCGGUUUCCUGGGCAUUAAAUGUAAAAGAGAGGACCCUGGAAGUGGCAGGAAACAGCCCGAGUUGCUGUCAGAGGUCCGGCCUCCCUGUACCUGUGUCAGCUGCACCCAAGCUCUAAGCUCUUCAUCCACACACGAACAUCUAUAG